AUGUUAUUGGGAUUUGCUGAAGAUUAUCAGUGGAUUUUUGUCAAUGCAAAACAUGAAUUAGUAUUGACACGUGCAAAUACGGAUCUAAAUGCCAUUAUACAAGCGCCAGCUGAUACAAAUGUAAAAAUUGCCCUUAUAAAAAUUGAAUGGAUAAUUCCUUCCAUCACGGUCUCAGAUAUGAAAGAAGUAAAUCUAUUGAAUUACAUUGCAAAAGAUCCGGUAAUAACACUGAGUUUUAGAUCUUGGGAAUUGUAUGAAUAUCCAUUCCUUCUAAGAACAAUGAAACAUGUGUGGGUUGUAAAGACAUCAACACAACUCAAAAAACGUAGAUAUGUAAUACUUGCAUUCCAAACUGCACGUAAAAAUGAUGCUACAAAAGAUACAAGUAAAUUUGUUCACUGCAAUUUGAGAGAUGUUAAAUUGUUUCUCAAUUCACAGUCAUACCCAUACGGCAACAUAAAUCUCGACAUAACUCACAAUCAGUAUGCACUGUUAUACGACAUGUAUAAAGAUUUUCAAGUAUCAUACUAUGGCAAAGAAGCUAAGCCAUUACUCUCAAAGAAGCAAUUUUUGGAUACAUCACUUUUAAUAGUAAUUGAUUGCUCGGAGCAAAACGGAUCUUUCAAAUCUGGACCUGUUGAUGUUCGACUAGAAUUUAAAUCAACAAAACAAUUUCUUGCUAAUACAUCAGCUUAUUGUCUAAUUAUUCAUGAUCGUAUCAUAGAAUAUAAGUCAUUAAGUGGACAAGUACGGAAAUUGAUGUAA
This is a messenger RNA of Chelonus insularis, 765 nucleotides long. RefSeq lists its product as uncharacterized. The coding region runs from base 1 to 765 and encodes 254 amino acids. NCBI's taxonomy places the organism in Eukaryota, Metazoa, Arthropoda, Insecta, Hymenoptera, Braconidae. The transcript has a single exon. The record is from RefSeq and is a predicted model, not a curated record.